Messenger RNA from Onychomys torridus (southern grasshopper mouse), 2806 nucleotides. It is a transcript of the gene Ocrl, whose product is annotated as OCRL inositol polyphosphate-5-phosphatase. Gene Ontology annotation, cellular component: membrane; cytoplasm. Gene Ontology annotation, molecular function: phosphatidylinositol-4,5-bisphosphate 5-phosphatase activity; inositol phosphate phosphatase activity. Lineage: Eukaryota; Metazoa; Chordata; Mammalia; Rodentia; Cricetidae. The coding region runs from base 183 to 2516 and encodes 777 amino acids. Gene Ontology annotation, biological process: phosphatidylinositol dephosphorylation. The record is from RefSeq and is a predicted model, not a curated record. The transcript has 20 exons.
UUCCCAGCUCCCCCGCUGGCUCCCGGGCUCCCGGGCUCCUGGGCUCCCAGGCUCGCAGCGCCCGGUGGCGCCGGAGCCCUUUCUGUCCGCCUAGCCGAGGCGGGUGGGCGGCAGGCCGCAGAAGGCGGUGUCGUGGAAUCCGCUGGCAGUCCGCAACCCCGCAGAGCCUGGAGGCCGCCCUGAUGGAGCCACAGCUCCCGAUCGGAGCUCAGCCCCUGGCAAUGGUGGAGGGUUUGGAGAUAAAGGGUCCCUUCCGGGAGCCCUGCGCCCUGACCCUAGCCCAGAGGAAUGGGCAAUAUGAGUUAAUAAUCCAGUUGCAUGGGAAGGAACAGCAUGUUCAAGAUAUCAUCCCUAUAAAUAGCCACUUCAGAUGUGUUCAAGAAGCAGAAGAAACUCUUUUGAUUGAUAUUGCUUCAAACAGUGGCUGCAAAAUUCGGGUGCAGGGAGACUGGACCAGAGAGCGCCACUUUGAAAUUCCUGAUGAAGAACACUGCUUAAAGUUCCUCUCAGAAGUCCUUGCGGCUCAGGAAGCUCAGGCACAGCUUCUCGUUCCAGAACAAAAAGACUCAUCUAGCUGGUACCAGAAAUUAGACACUAAGGAAAAACCUGCUUAUUCCGGGCUGCUUGGAUUUGAGGAUAAUUUUUCAUCUAUGAAUUUAGAUAAAAAAAUGAACACACCAAACCACCCCACAGCGAUUCAUCGGGAACCACCCCCUCCACCUCCUUCAGUGAAUAGAAUGCCUCCUCGUGAAAAGGAAGCUUCAAACAAGGAACAGCCCAAGGUGACCAACACCAUGCGGAAGCUAUUUGUACCAAAUACCCAAUCUGGGCAGCGAGAGGGUCUCAUCAAACAUCUCCUUGCAAAGCGAGAAAAAGAAUAUGUCAACCUCCAGUCUUUCAGAUUUUUUGUUGGAACUUGGAAUGUGAAUGGCCAGUCUCCAGAUAGCAGCUUAGAACCUUGGCUGAACUGUGAUCCAAAUCCUCCUGAUAUUUACUGCAUUGGAUUCCAAGAGCUGGAUUUGAGCACAGAAGCGUUUUUCUACUUUGAGUCUGUAAAGGAGCAAGAAUGGUCCAUGGCCGUGGAGAGGGGUCUGCCUUCAAAGGCCAAGUAUAAAAAAGUUCAACUAGUCCGCCUUGUGGGGAUGAUGCUUCUUAUAUUUGCCAGAAGAGAUCAGUGUCGGUAUAUCCGUGAUAUUGCUACAGAAACAGUGGGAACGGGAGUCAUGGGGAAAAUGGGAAACAAAGGUGGAGUAGCUGUAAGAUUUGUGUUUCAUAACACCACCUUCUGCAUUGUCAAUUCCCACCUGGCUGCCCAUGUGGAAGAAUUUGAAAGAAGGAAUCAGGAUUAUAAAGACAUCUGUGCAAGAAUGAGUUUUAUGGUUCCCAAUCAGGCUGUGCCACAACUGAACAUCAUGAAGCAUGAUGUUGUCAUUUGGUUGGGAGACUUGAACUACAGACUUUGCAUGCCUGAUGCCAAUGAGGUGAAAACUCUUAUUAAUAAAAAUGACCUUCAAAAGCUCUUGAAAUUCGACCAGUUAAACAUUCAGCGCACACAGAAAAAAGCCUUUGUGGAUUUCAAUGAAGGAGAAAUCAAGUUUAUUCCCACUUACAAGUAUGAUUCUAAAACUGACAGAUGGGAUUCCAGUGGGAAAUGCCGAGUUCCAGCCUGGUGUGACCGAAUUCUUUGGAGAGGAAUAAAUAUUAAUCAGCUUCAUUACCGGAGUCACAUGGAACUCAAAACUAGUGACCACAAACCUGUUAGCGCCCUGUUCCACAUUGGGGUGAAAGUUGUGGAUGAGCGGAGGUAUCGGAAGGUCUUUGAAGAUAUCGUACGCAUUAUGGACAGAAUGGAAAAUGACUUCCUUCCUUCAUUAGAACUUAGCAGGAGAGAGUUUGUGUUUGAGAAUGUGAAGUUUCGGCAGCUGCAAAAGGAGAAGUUCCAGAUCAGCAACAAUGGACAGGUUCCCUGCCAUUUUUCUUUCAUCCCUAAACUUAAUGACAGCCAAUACUGCAAGCCAUGGCUUCGAGCUGAACCUUUUGAGGGCUACUUGGAGCCAAAUGAGACAGUGGACAUUUCCCUUGAUGUAUACGUCAGCAAAGACUCUGUAACCAUCCUGAACUCUGGUGAAGAUAAGAUUGAAGAUAUUCUCGUCCUUCAUCUGGAUCGCGGCAAAGAUUACUUCUUAACCAUCAGUGGGAAUUACCUCCCGAGUUGCUUUGGUACAUCCUUAGAGGCUUUGUGUCGAAUGAAAAGGCCAAUCCGAGAAGUUCCUGUCACCAAACUCAUAGACUUGGAAGAAGACAGCUUCCUAGAAAAGGAGAAAUCCCUUCUGCAGAUGGUCCCCUUGGAUGAAGGUGCCAGUGAGCGACCCCUUCAGGUCCCCAAGGAGAUCUGGCUUCUAGUAGAUCACUUAUACAGAUAUGCAUGUCACCAGGUGAGUGUGAGAAAACCUUCCCUGAAACUUCAGAAUAUAUAUAAAUUCUAUAGGAAAUUACAAUGCUUCACAUCAGCAUAGUGCAUUUCACUGUCCCAAGCAACCUCCAUGUGGCUGCACUGUCCAACCUCUGAAGCAUAUAAGCUAAGUAGGUACCUGAGACCACACUCAGAAUUUGAUCGCAGAGCCAUGACCAGAACUGAAAAUGCCCGUGGCUUGUUUAUGCACUUUGCCCUGAACGACUGAGUACUCCAGUCUGAUGCCUAUUUUAGAUGCCCUGUAGCCAAUUGCAAAUUUUAAAAUUGAAGCAAACUUCAAGCCCAUUUCUUUAACAUAGCACUAAGUUUUCUUUUAAAUCCUAUACUAAAACC